AUGGCUCUGGCCCACCGCAUUGCCCUGCGCUCUUUGCGUCAGGGCGUAACGUCGUGUGCGAAACCCUCUCGUUCAAUUUCCUCAGUAUCGAGGCUUCUAUCUACACCGGUUUCCUCUCCCCAAAGUGCUUUGAAAAGUAGCCAGGGAUGGAAGUCCAUUCAACAAGCCCGUACUUUUUCUUCAUCGAUAAAGUUGCGGGAGUCGCAACAGGCCCCCUCGGCCCAGGCAUACCUUGCUUCAGGAGCAAUUGCUGGAAGUAACAACCUAGUAGAUGUUACUAAGGUUCUCGUUAUUGGAAGUGGUGGUUUGAGUAUUGGACAGGCCGGAGAAUUCGAUUACUCUGGUUCUCAAGCACUUAAGGCUUUGAAAGAGGCGGGAAAGAAGUCUAUCCUUAUUAACCCUAAUAUUGCAACCAUCCAGACAUCGCAUAUUCUUGCCGAUGAAGUCUACUAUCUUCCCGUCACCCCCGAAUAUAUCUCCGACGUCAUUGAGCGGGAAAGGCCCGAUGGUAUCCUUCUCACUUUCGGUGGUCAGACUGCGCUUAAUGUUGGUGUCAAGAUGGAGAAGAUGGGUGUCUUUGAGCGCAUGGGUGUCAAGGUUUUGGGAACUCCAAUUAAGACUUUGGAGACUAGUGAGGAUCGAGACCUGUUUUCCAAGGCUUUGAAUGAAAUCGAUAUUCCCAUUGCCGAAUCUAUUGCGGUAGAAAGCGUCGAUGCCGCUUUGGAGGCUGCUGAACAAAUUGGAUACCCCAUCAUUGUCCGUUCUGCGUACGCUCUCGGAGGUCUUGGUUCUGGUUUUGCCAACAACAAGGAAGAGCUCCACGACCUUUCUGCCCGUUCACUCUCUCUUUCCCCCCAGAUCCUUGUUGAAAAGUCCCUUAAGGGCUGGAAGGAAGUUGAGUACGAAGUCGUCCGUGAUGCAUCCAACAACUGUAUCACUGUGUGCAAUAUGGAGAACUUUGAUCCUCUUGGUAUCCACACUGGUGACUCCAUUGUCGUCGCGCCUUCUCAGACAUUGAGUGAUGAGGAGUACCACAUGUUGCGUUCUGCUGCUAUCAAGAUUGUCAGGCAUUUGGGUGUCGUUGGAGAGUGUAACGUUCAGUACGCUCUUCAGCCCGAUGGUCUGGAUUACAGGGUUAUUGAGGUCAACGCUCGUCUCUCCCGAUCAUCUGCUUUGGCUUCCAAGGCUACUGGUUACCCUCUUGCCUACACCGCUGCUAAGAUCGCUCUUGGACACACCCUUCCGGAGUUGCCAAAUGCUGUGACAAAGACUACCACCGCCAACUUCGAGCCUUCUCUCGACUACGUUGUCACAAAGAUUCCUCGAUGGGAUCUGAGCAAGUUUGCCCACGUAAAGAGGGACAUUGGUUCUUCUAUGAAGUCUGUCGGUGAGGUUAUGGCUAUUGGACGUACCUUUGAGGAAUCCAUCCAGAAGGCUAUCCGCCAGGUUGACCCCCAGUACCUUGGUUUCCAGGGAGCAGAGUUCGAGGACCUUGAUGACACACUCCGCAACCCAACUGAUCGUAGAUGGCUUGCCGUUGGUCAAGCCAUGCUUCACGAGGGCUACUCCGUGGACAAGCUCCAUGAGAUGACUAAGAUCGAUAAGUGGUUCUUGUACAAGCUCGAGAACAUCGUGGAGAAGUACAAGGAACUCGAGCAAGUUGGAUCGUUGUUUGGCAUCACGAGAGAUCUUAUGAGCUCAGCCAAGAAGAUGGGAUUCUCAGACAAGCAGAUUGCUAAGUGUGUUGGCUCUACGGAGGAUGAGGUCAGAUCUCGCAGGAAGAGAUUCGGAAUCACUCCUUUCGUGAAGAAGAUCGACACCCUUGCCGCUGAGUUCCCAGCUGACACCAAUUAUCUCUAUACUACCUACAACGCCUCUUCUCACGAUGUUAAGUUCGAUGAGCAUGGUAUUGUUAUUUUGGGGUCUGGUGUGUACAGAAUUGGUUCUUCCGUAGAGUUCGAUUGGUGUGCCGUGUCUUGCACUGUUGCCCUCCGCGAGAUGGGCAAGAAAACCAUCAUGAUCAACUAUAACCCUGAGACAUACUCCACCGAUUUCGACACUGCUGAUAAACUCUACUUCGAGGAGUUGAGUUACGAGAGAGUUAUGGACAUUUACGAGCUCGAGCAGGCUGCUGGUGUUGUUGUUUCUGUCGGCGGUCAGCUUCCUCAAAACAUUGCGCUCAAGCUCCAGAACAACAAUGCCAAGGUUCUCGGGACUAACCCAGAGGACAUUGAUAAGGCUGAGGACCGUCACAAGUUCUCUCAGAUCCUUGACAGCAUUGGUGUUGACCAGCCAGCAUGGAAGGAAUUGACUAACGUUGACGCUGCUCGUGAGUUCGCUGACAGCGUUGGAUACCCCGUCCUUGUCAGGCCCAGUUACGUCCUUUCUGGUGCGGCCAUGAGUGUCAUCCGCACCGAGGAAGAGCUCGAGCAGAAGCUUCUCAAUGCCGCCAACGUCAGCCCAGACCACCCAGUUGUCAUUACCAAGUUUAUCGAGGGUGCCAUGGAGAUUGAUGUUGACGCUGUUGCAUCUGGCGGAAAAUUGAUUAUCCACGCCGUCUCUGAGCACGUCGAGCCUGCUGGUGUCCACUCCGGUGAUGCCACCCUCGUCCUUCCUCCAGUUACUCUCGAGAAGGAAGUUAUGGACCGUGUUAAGGAGAUCGCCGAGAAGGUUGCCAAGGCAUGGAGUAUCAACGGACCCUUCAACAUGCAGAUUAUCAAGGCCCAGGAGGGUGACAAGGUCGCACUUAAGGUUAUUGAGUGCAACCUUCGUGCUUCCCGUUCGUUCCCCUUCGUCUCCAAGGUCCUUGGAACCAACUUCAUCGAUGUUGCCACCAAGGCACUUAUCGGAAAGGACGUUCCUGAGCCCACUGAUCUUAUGGCCAUCAAACGUGAUUACACCGCUACCAAGGUUCCUCAGUUCUCAUGGACCCGUCUUGCUGGUGCAGACCCCUUCCUUGGUGUCGAGAUGGCUUCAACUGGUGAACUUGCUUGUUUCGGAAAGGACCUCAUCGAGUCAUACUGGGCUUCCAUGCAGUCUUCCAUGAACUUCACUGUUCCUCAGCCUGGCAGUGGUCUCCUCUUCGGUGGUAACCCCGAGAAGCCUGAGUUGGCCAAGAUCGUCUCCCUCCUGGCUCCUAUGGGAUACAAACUGUACGCUGUCUCCAAGGAGAUCAAGAAGCACCUUGAGCAUAGUGCCGAGGGCAUCAAGGUCGAUCUCAUUGAGUUCCCCAAGACCGAUAAGAGGAAGUUGAGGGAGGUAUUCCAGAAGUACGACAUUUCCGGUGUCUUCAACCUUGCCAACGACCGGGCCAAGACUUUGUUGGACGAGGACUACGUAAUGAGGAGGAAUGCUGUUGACUUCAACGUGCCUUUGUUUAUGGAACCUAAGACUGCUCUUUUGUUUGCUCGUUGCAUGAAAGAGAAGCUGCCAUUGACUGGAGAGGUUCCUGGUGAGGUCAGGAGGUGGAGUGAAUGGAUUGGAGGAAAGCCAUUGUAG
Molecule: messenger RNA, 3498 nt
Organism: Morchella importuna
Lineage: Eukaryota; Fungi; Ascomycota; Pezizomycetes; Pezizales; Morchellaceae
Exons: 4
Coding region: 1-3498 (1165 amino acids)
Biological process (GO): 'de novo' pyrimidine nucleobase biosynthetic process; L-citrulline biosynthetic process; UTP biosynthetic process
Cellular component (GO): cytosol; cytoplasm
Molecular function (GO): aspartate carbamoyltransferase activity; ATP binding; dihydroorotase activity
Source: RefSeq, a predicted model, not a curated record